This is a messenger RNA of Mastomys coucha (southern multimammate mouse), 705 nucleotides long. It is a transcript of the gene Mdm4, whose product is annotated as MDM4 regulator of p53. The coding region runs from base 1 to 705 and encodes 234 amino acids. NCBI's taxonomy places the organism in Eukaryota, Metazoa, Chordata, Mammalia, Rodentia, Muridae. The record is from RefSeq and is a predicted model, not a curated record. The transcript has 7 exons. Gene Ontology annotation, cellular component: nucleus. Gene Ontology annotation, biological process: negative regulation of apoptotic process; regulation of cell cycle.
AUGCACUAUCUAGGCCAGUAUAUAAUGGUGAAGCAGCUCUAUGAUCAACAGGAGCAACAUAUUGUAUACUGUGGUGGAGAUCUUUUGGGAGAUCUACUUGGAUGUCAGAGUUUUUCUUUGAAAGAGCCAAGCCCUCUCUAUGAGAUGCUAAGAAAGAUUCUUGUUACAUCAGCCUCUGUUGACACAGAUGCUGCUCAGACUCUCACUCUCGCACAGGAUCACACUAUGGAUAUUCUAAGUCAAGACCGACUGAAGCACAGUGCAACAGAAUACUCCAACCCCCAAAAGAGAACUGAAGAGGAUGGUAAUCACACACUGCCUACCUCACUACGUAAAUGCAGAGAUCCCAGAGCAGGUAAGCUUUGGAUUAAGACUUCUCCAUUUCUCCCUCCUUUCUUCUCUCCUUUAUUUGAGCUUCUAGACAUGGCAUUUAUCGAUAUAGGUACUGCCAUUGUUUCAGACACUACGGACAAUUUGUGGUAUUUAAAUGAGACCGUGCCAGAGCAAUUAGGUGUUGGAAUAAAAGUUGAAGCUGCUAAUUCUGAGCAAGCAAGUGAAGUAGGGAAAACAAGUAACAAAAAGAUGGUUGAAGUGGGAAAAGACGAUGAUCUUGAGGGCUCCAAGUCCUUAAGUGAUGAUACCGAUGUGGAAGUUACUUCUGAGUGCAGAGUCUUACUGUAUCUCUGUGACUGGCCUGGGCCUUAA